AUGUUCCGCCAUGUUCUUGGGAAGACCUUGGGGUUUGUGGGUUACACCAUCCAGUAUGGCUGCAUUGCACAUUGUGCCUUUGAGUACAUCGGCGAGAUUGUUGUGUGCUCAGGUCCAUCAAUGGAGCCCACCAUCGUAAACAAGGAUGUUGUUUUCUCGGAGCGAAUGACUCGGCAUCUUUGCAAAAUACAAAAAGGUGAUAUUGUUAUUGCAAAAAGCCUUUUUGACCCCAAUAUGAAUGUUUGCAAAAGGGUCAUAGGUUUGGAAGGUGACAAAGUCUGCACAAGUGGUCCCUCAAACCCUUUCAAGAGUCACACAUAUGUGCCAAAAGGCCAUGUAUGGCUGGAAGGUGAUAACCUUACGAACUCUACUGACUCAAGGAGCUAUGGCCCAGUUCCUUAUGCUCUCAUUCGAGGGCGUGUUUGCUUGAAGCUCUGGCCCCCGGAUAGUUUUGGGACACUCAGUGAAAGUCCGACCAGACGAAUCUCGAAGGACCGGGAUGAUUAUGAUUCAGAUUGA
This is a messenger RNA of Nerophis lumbriciformis (worm pipefish), 519 nucleotides long. Lineage: Eukaryota; Metazoa; Chordata; Actinopteri; Syngnathiformes; Syngnathidae. The record is from RefSeq and is a predicted model, not a curated record.